Messenger RNA from Bradysia coprophila, 1450 nucleotides. Its product is annotated as aldo-keto reductase family 1 member B1. NCBI's taxonomy places the organism in Eukaryota, Metazoa, Arthropoda, Insecta, Diptera, Sciaridae. The record is from RefSeq and is a predicted model, not a curated record. Gene Ontology annotation, molecular function: oxidoreductase activity.
UCGCCGUGCUUGAAAUUUUUUCGGAUCGAUGUUGUAUUUAGACAUAAAAAGAAUUUUUAUUAUUCAGUUAUUCACUGCCUGUUGACCCGGCUAUAUCGACGAUAAAUUAUAUUCAUAUUUUUCACCAUUCUUUUCUUAGUCAAAUUCGGUGUGUGUUUUUGGUUGUAAUUCGUGGCUCGUGAUAUCAAUUUCGCUUUGUUUUUGUGUUACGCUUUCUUGUGAAUAAUUAUGGCGUGUAAGAAGUUCUUAAGUCUUAAUAAUGGAUUACGCAUGCCCGCUUUAGGCAUUGGUACUUGGAGGGCGCCAGAUAACGAAAUGGAGGCUGCGUUAGAUGAAGCCCUAAAAGCUGGUUACCGUCACAUCGAUGCUGCACCGGUUUAUUUGAAUGAAAAAGCGAUUGGCCGCGUACUAAAGAAAUGGUUAGAUUCUACGAAUGUUAAGCGCGAAGACCUGUUCAUAACGACAAAGUUGCCACCGCCAGGUAACCGAGCCAGUUGUGUAGAAAAAUGUUUGCGGCAAUCUCUGGAUGAUUUACAGUUGUCGUAUGUUGAUAUGUACUUAAUACACACUCCGUUCGGAGUGCCAGAAACUGAUGGUGAUUUUCAGCGUCACGCCAAUGGUGAUAUUGUACUCGAUUUGGAUACGAAUCAUGUUGAAACGUGGAAGAAAAUGGAAGAAAUGGUCAAGGCCGGAUUAACCAAGAGCAUUGGUGUGUCCAAUUUCAAUAAAAAACAAAUUCAACGUUUGAUCGACAAUUCAACGAUAAAGCCAGCAAAUAAUCAAGUUGAAGUUCACGUUUAUUUGCAACAACACGAUUUAAUCAAUUUUUGCAAGGAAAAUAAUAUCGUUGUUACCGCUUACGCUCCACUUGGUUCGAAGGGCAUUGAAGAUCUGAAUAAGAUGGCCGGAUAUGAACGCGCCAUUCCCAAUCUGCUAGAGAAUAGCGAUGUAAUCGGCAUUGCAAAUCGUCUCGGUAAAACUCCGGCGCAAAUUUUACUAAAAUGGAUUCUGGAAAGAGGAGUGGCGGCGAUCCCUAAAAGUACAAAUCCAACCAGACUCCGUCAAAAUUUGGAUAUUUUCGAUUUUACGCUGUCACAGGAGGAUAUGACGAUUCUCAAAGGAUUGGAUAAGGGGAUACGGGUGUGCGAUUUUGGAUUUUUCCAGGGAAUGACCCAACAUCCAGAAUUUCCAUGGUAGAAUGGCCAACAUAAACCAUAUGAAAUGCAAAAUACAUCGAUAAAUCAAGCACAAAAAUAUAAAUUUUUAUUUUCAAUAAAAAGUAAUGAAUAAAAGAGGUAGGUUAAUAACAAUUUAUAAUCGUAUUUGGUUAUAAACAAAAAGUGUUUUACAAUUUUUAAAAUUAGUGUUAUCGUUUUGUAUUGAUUUUCAUUUUCUAUGUCGAUUUAUUUAUAACUAUUAAAGCACAAUACAAAUGUUUGACAAAUAAAAA